AUGUGCUUAUAUACAACGCUGGCUGGACAUCACAGACUGGAGUUGUGGUGGUAUCAGCAUUCCCUUGGACAACCAGUGCUUGACCUGGUCAGGCACUGCUUCGUGGCUACUUCGGAACCAGUAGAACUGGUUACUGCACAAGCAGCUCAAUACACUUGGCUACGAGUUUCCAGCAGGAUCGCCAACUGCCUUGCCCUGUGUUUCCUGAACUGCUUCAACUUCCGGAAAACAGUACAUGGAGAUGGCAUUGCGAAACGACGCAACAAGAGCAAGAAUCCCGACAAGCAGCUUCGCAAACACUCGUACAAGGUGACCCCCACUGCCGAGAGAAUGGUGGCACCCAAGAAAAACGCAGACGGCCACACUUCAUCAUAUUCAUUCAGCAGCUCAUCGGUAGUGGAUGACCAAGGCCGUCGAGUCACGACCGACCGCCGUCGCUAUGAGGACUCAACUGGCCGAUUGAAAGCCGUGCAAGAACGGGAGAUCGACGGUAAGAAGAUGCGCACGACUUGGAGCCGCCGGAAUAAGGAGGACGAGGGUAGGAAUGAAUCGAUCUGCUCAAGUGGCAGUCCAGAGGAGUUUGAGGCACUAUGGCAGCAGACUCCAUUUGGCGAGGCACAGAAGAUGAAGGUGAAGGGGGAAUUGUAG
Messenger RNA from Phytophthora nicotianae INRA-310, 648 nucleotides. RefSeq lists its product as hypothetical. The transcript is spliced from 2 exons. Lineage: Eukaryota; Oomycota; Peronosporomycetes; Peronosporales; Peronosporaceae. Bases 1 to 648 code for a protein of 215 amino acids. The record is from RefSeq and is a predicted model, not a curated record.